This is a messenger RNA of Linum tenue, 2151 nucleotides long. Lineage: Eukaryota; Viridiplantae; Streptophyta; Magnoliopsida; Malpighiales; Linaceae. The record is from the annotation of a GenBank genome assembly.
AUGGGCGAUACAGUCUUGGUUCAGGCUCGAGACCCAGGUAAACUAAGCAUGGAGAUAGAAACUGCACUAGAUGAACAUAGGUUCAGUGAUUCAUGGAAACUGUUUGAACGGCAUAUGCAGAUGGAAGGGUUCCCUAGGAAGUCCCUCUUGAGCAAGCUCUUAACAAGCUUUGCAGAAACCCUCGAUGCCCCGUGGCUCGAGAAGGCAUAUUCCCUUGUGGAACAAGCUAUCGUGGAGAGUAAGCAGACAUUGUUGGAUAAGGAGCCAUUGAUUUAUCUCUCUCUCAGCCUUGCCAAGUGUGGGUUACCGGUUCCAGCAUCAACCAUCUUACGAAAGUUGAUCGAGAUGGAACAAUAUCCUCCUGCCAAUGCUUGGUCAGCCAUAUUAGCUCACAUGUCAUUACGAACACCUUCUGGAGCUUACCUUGCUGCUGAGCUGAUCCUCGAGAUAGGUUACUUGUUUCAAGAUGGAAGAGUGGAUCCCAGAAAAAAGAGCAAUGCACCUCUGAUUGCUAUGAAGCCUGAUACUACUUCUCUGAACAUUGCUCUUGCUGGAUGUUUAUUGGCUGGAACGACAAGGAAAGCCGAGCAACUCCUCGAAAUGAUGCCUCGACUUGGUGUUAGAGUCAAUGCGUGUUUGUUGAUCACGAUGGCUCAGAUAUACUCAAGGAAUGGAAGGAGAGAAGAGUUGAAGAAGCUUCAGAGGCAUGUAGAUGAAGCACCCGGUUUGACUAGUACUCAGUUUCGCCAAUUCUAUGAUUGCUUAUUGAGCUGUCACUUGAAAUUCGGGGAUCUCGAGGCUGCAUCUGAUAUGGUGUUGAAGAUGCUGCAGAAGGCAAAGAAAGCAAGAAACUUUAUUUCAAUGGCUGAACUUCCUUCGGCAGGGGAUGGUAAUAAGCUGCUGUCCAAAGGGAAGGUUUCUCAGGAAAGCUUACAUCAAAAGGAAUCCGAUCGAGAGGUUUCUCAGGAAAGGUUGAAUGACAGAGAAUACACAAACCGAGUUGUAUCUUACCAAGAUUUUUGUAGAGACAGGAACUUUUUGCAACUUCAUGCCGAGGCAAAGCAAGUGCUCGAAACUUUGUUGGCGAAAUUGCAGGUGCAAGUGGAAUUGAUUUCAACUGAGCAUGGCAUUCUUCAGCCGACAGAGAAGAUUUAUGUAAAACUGGUCAAGGCCUUUCUGGAAGCUGGAAAGAUCAAGGAAUUGGCUGCAUUUCUUAUCAACGCCGAGAAAGAGGACUCCCCGGCAUCCAACGAUGAUUCGGCAUUAGUCCACGUCAUCAACUCAUGCAUCUCUCUUGGCUGGCUAGACCAGGCACAUGAUCUCGUCGACGAGAUGCGUAUGGCUGGAGUUAGAGCUCCCUCUUCUAUAUACGCCUCCCUCCUGAAGGCAUACUGUACAGCAGAUCGAGCUCGUGAUGCUGGGGCUCUCCUUCGAGAAGCUCGUCGAGCUGGGAUCCAGCUUGAUUCAACUAGCUAUGAAGCACUGAUGGAGUCCCGAGUUCUCGAGAAGGACACCCAAGGAGCCCUCCACCUAUUCAAAGAGAUGAAAGAGGAGAAGCUACCUAGAGGUGGUCAUCCGAAAUUUGAGAUGCUGGUCAAGGGUUGCGAAGAGAAUCGUGAGGCAGGGCUUAUGACCAAGCUCCUGAGAGAGAUCAGGGAAGGGCAAAGUAUGGACUCAGGAGUGCAUGACUGGAACAACGUGAUCCAUUUCUUCUCCAAGAAGAGGUUGAUGGGUGACGCCGAGAAGGCUCUGAAGAAGAUGAGGAGCCUGGGGCUCACACCAAAUGCAGCCACGUUUCAUUCGAUGGUGACUGGCUAUGCAGCUGUCGGAGGAAAGUAUAUUGAAGUGACUGAACUCUGGGGAGAGAUGAAGUCUAUUGCUUCGGCUACUACGUCGUUGAAAUUUGAUCAGGAACUCCUCGACUCCGUGCUCUAUACAUUUGUGAGAGGCGGGUUCUUUGCCCGAGCUAAUGAGGUUGUGGAUGCGAUGGAGAAGGAGAAGAUGUUCAUAGACAAGUACAAGUACAGAGCACUCUUCUUGAAGUACCACAAGACACUGUACAAGGGAAAGGCUCCCAAGUUUCAGACAGAAUCCCAGGAGAAGAAGAGGGAGGCGGCAUUGGCUUUCAAGAAGUGGUUAGGUUUGGGUUGA